GCUCCGUGUGUGUUCGAUGGUGAUGUUGCCCUACGCAAGAGCUACUCUAGCGCGACGAGCUUGGACCCUCAGACCCUUGAUUGAGGGCUGGGGUGCGUGGGAUGUUGUCUCGUUGAAGCAUGAAGAAGAUCGCAGAAUUGCCGAUAACACCACGUCGCACAUACUGCUUCCCGAAGAAUACGAGACGUGCCUCUCUUCGCCUUGUACCCUGAACGUGCCUUGCCCGCCGCUGCAACGAUUGCAACCGUGUACCGCGGGCGCAUGCGAUUGAUGCGGACUCCCGCCGAACCAUAUGCCUGCACCUUCCACCUCGCUGGAAUCUAGUACGCCGUCCCAAGGUCAAUCACAGGCAUGGAUCCGGCGCUGACGCUCAAUGCAGCUGACUACGAUCCCAUCGACCAUCUCAACGCCCUCUUCUCCCACCCCGCCACGCUCUCCUCCGUCUCUGCCACCUCCGACGCCCUUCGCAACUACCAGGAUGACCUUGACGAAGACAUUGCCGGCAUCGUCGCCUCCCAGUCUAGCUCAGACGCCGACAGCGUCCAGCGUAUACAGGCUGCAAAGGCAGAGCUGGCUGAUCUCUUCAAGAAGAUUGAGAGCGUCCGGGAGCGGGCCAUGCAGACAGAACAGACCAUCACCGAGAUGACUGCAGACAUAAAGCGUUUGGAUAGCACAAAGAAGAACCUGACGCUCUCUAUGACGGCGUUGAAGCGACUUCAGAUGUUGACGACAGCCUACGAACAAUUACGGAGUCUUAGCAAGUCGCGACAGUACAGGGAAUGCGCACAACUGUUGCAGGCUGUGAUACAACUUGUGGCACACUUCAAGAGUUAUCGCUCUAUAGACCAAAUUGCAACCUUGAGUCGCAAUGUGGCGGACGUACAGGGCGAAUUGCUGGAGCAGGUCUGCGAGGAUUUCGAGGUGACAUUCGCCAAGGGGGAAACGGCGUCACGAAAGGCCAUGCUCGCGGAAGCCUGUCUGGUUAUCGAUGCGCUCGGAGAACAUGCCCGCACGAGGCUCAUCAACUGGUAUUGCAACACGCAGCUGCGCGAGUAUCGCCAGGUCUUCCGGGGCAACGAUGAAGCUGGAUCAUUAGACAAUAUUGGACGAAGAUACAGCUGGUUCAACCGGAUGAUGAAGACAUACGACGUCGAACAUGCCUCCAUCUUCCCGGCCUAUUGGCGGGUGAAUGAGAUGCUGGCCAACUCGUUCUGCGAAGGAACCCGUGAAGACUUCAAGUCCAUAUUACAAAAGUCUGUGCGGAGAGGCGAUGGGCAGAGUUUGGAUGUCGAACUGCUUCUCUCGUGCUUGCAGGAGACACUUGACUUUGAACACAGUUUAGAAAGGCGGUUCGCUAAUGAGUCUCGCUCUUCAAUGGACACAGUAGCCUCCAAGGACGACCGGUCGCAUGGCUUUAGUCAGGCCAUCUCCGAGGCUUUUGAACCCUACAUGAGCCUCUGGGUCGAAUCUCAAGACAAGCAACUCGCCAAUCUCAUACCAAAGUACCGGCAACAACCCCUCCGAAACCCAGAGGAGGAUUUCUCCCCUCAAGCUGUGAUACCCUCAUCGACAGAGCUGUUCCAAUUCUAUCGUUUGACAUUGGCACAGUGCGCUAAGCUUUCGACUGGAACGAGGUUACAGGAGCUAUCCAUGACCUUUGCCAAGUACCUGGAUCAGUACGGGCAACAGGUGCUCUACUAUUUUCUUAGCGAGAAAGCAGGAGCUCAAGGACCUUCCGUCGAAGACGCUGUCCUCAUUCUCAACACUGCAGAUUAUUGCUAUAUGACCUGCAACCAACUGGAGGAGAAGAUCAGAGGCCGCAUAGACGAGGACUUUAAGGAAAAGGUUGAUUUGCAGAGUCAGGCUGAUGCCUUCAUGGGUAUCGCUAGUGCCACAGUCCGAAUGCUCGUUCGAAAAGUCGAGAUGGCGUGCGAACCUAGCUGGAGGGAGAUGCGAAAUACACCUUGGGCAAAGCUCGAGAGUGUUGGCGACCAAAGUAGUUAUGUGGCUGAACUUUUGCGUAACGUAAAGGAAAGAUCUGGAGAGAUCCUGAAGCAUCUCCACAAGCAGCAGUAUGCGCGAGCUUUCAGCGACAACCUUGUCGAUCUUAUGGCUUCCACGUACAUUGCGAACAUAAUGCAGUGCAAGCCAAUCUCCGAAGUUGGAGCGGAGCAAAUGCUGCUGGAUUCCUACGUGCUGAAGAAGGGUUUCACGGAGCUCCCUACCCUCAAUGAGGAGCCUGGUACAGCGCCACCGGCAAGCUUCAUCAAACGCGUAAAUCAGUCCAUGUCCAAGAUCGACCCUCUUCUCAAAACGUUGCAAGUUCGUCCUUCGCCGCCAGAAGCCCUCGUGCAAGCCUACCUUAUCCAUAUUGCCGACAAAUCCGACACCAACUUCCGCAAGAUUCUUGAUCUCAAGGGCAUCCGCAAGGCUGAGCAAACUCAGCUUCUCGACCUCUUCUCUGCCUUCCGUGCAUCGCCCAACCACGAAAACCUCGUGCAGAACUCGCCCUUCCUUACGCCACUGCAGAUCCAGGCUGCAGGUAGCGUUGGAAGUACGGCAGGAAGCGUCAUGGGCACGAUGGGAACACCGAGUCUUGGUGGGGGCAGGUUCGACGCAGCAGGCUUGGGUAACAUGCUCGUCAAUGCCGCAAGGGAUGGUGUUGAUCGAUUCGGUAGUCCUGCGCCGGGUCAGCAGCAGGCUGGAGGUGCGGAUGGAGGCGCGAACCUGGAGAGUAAUUUGAAGAACAUUGGCAAGUUCUUCAGGAGGGAUGUGGGAGGGUUCAGAGGAUUUGGACGGAGUGAGGACGGACGAUAGACGAAGUUGAGAGUGAUAUGCGCCAUUACAGUUGGGCAGAACAUUGAAGCAGCAAUAGAUUUAUAUCAAACGCUCAUAAUCUUAACACAAUAGGGGUAUCACAAUCCAUGUUCCGCAUCCGGUCCGCAAGUCGGCAACUUCAAGAGGAAACGAACAAACCGUCAUCACUUUGCUCUUCCUCCCUCUCUGGAUCCCUCAUGUAAACAUCAUCAUGUCCAAUCAGCCCGUCCCCGUCACUUAUCACCAUGGCCUCUCUUCGUCUCCUCCUCACCUCAUCCUGAGAGCCACCGCCCAUUCUAGGCUGGACGACAUCCCACCUGAACCCAUG
Molecule: messenger RNA, 3145 nt
Organism: Alternaria alternata
Lineage: Eukaryota; Fungi; Ascomycota; Dothideomycetes; Pleosporales; Pleosporaceae
Exons: 5
Coding region: 352-2817 (821 amino acids)
Biological process (GO): retrograde transport, endosome to Golgi
Cellular component (GO): GARP complex
Source: RefSeq, a predicted model, not a curated record